GUUAGAUUCAUCGGCGCAGAGACUGCUUCAGUGCAUCUCUGCUCUCCAACAACACGGCUUCUCACGGGCGACAGCUGCCUGACCAACAAAACCCAACAGGCGGCGAAAUCCCGAAUCCUUUGCGAAAGACAAUCACUAUCGGCUCUGUCCUUUUCAACCGCGCCCAUACGACACAGCGACAACCUUCGCCACACCCGCAUUAUCUGAUUCAACAAUCCUCCAUCUCUUCAACCACAGCCCACUCGGGUCCAUCUUCGGCAGUCAGAGAAGCCAUGGACGGCAGGAAACACCCAAGCUCUUUCCAGCAGCUUGAAAAGCUGGGAGAGGGCACUUAUGCUACUGUCUUCAAAGGCCGCAACCGACAGACAGGCGAGCUAGUAGCUCUCAAGGAGAUUCACCUUGAUUCGGAAGAGGGGACGCCUAGCACGGCAAUCCGCGAGAUCUCCCUUAUGAAAGAACUGAAGCACGAGAACAUUGUUGCUCUACACGAUGUCAUUCACACCGAGAACAAGCUUAUGUUGGUGUUCGAGUACAUGGAUGGCGAUCUCAAAAAGUUCAUGGACACCAACGGCGAGAGGGGAGCCCUGAAGCCUCAUGUCAUCAAGUCCUUCAUGCAUCAGUUGCUCAAGGGUAUCGACUUUUGCCAUAAGAACAGGGUCCUACAUCGAGACCUGAAGCCGCAGAACCUGCUCAUCAACAGCAAGGGCGCUCUGAAGUUGGGAGAUUUUGGUUUGGCGAGAGCAUUCGGUAUUCCAGUUAACACCUUUUCGAAUGAGGUCGUCACUCUUUGGUACCGAGCUCCCGAUGUGCUGCUUGGAAGCAGAACCUACAACACCAGCAUCGACAUUUGGUCCGCGGGAUGCAUCAUGGCUGAGAUGUUCACCGGCAGGCCCUUGUUUCCCGGCACCACUAAUGAGGAUCAGAUUGUUCGCAUUUUUAGGAUAAUGGGCACACCGACGGAACGCACAUGGCCUGGACUCACGUCAUUCCCCGAGUACAAGCCCAACUGGCAAAUGUACGCGACACAGAGCCUGUCGUCCAUCUUGCCUCAGAUCGACCGCGACGGCAUCGACUUGCUUCAACGGAUGCUACAACUGCGGCCCGAAUUGCGAAUCUCGGCCCACGAUGCGCUCCAGCACCACUGGUUCAACGACUUGGUUCACCAACAGCAUCACCAUCAAGCGCAGCAGUCCAUGAUGCAACAGCCACCGAUGAUGCAGCAACAGCCAAUGAUGCAGCAGCAUAGAGGCUAUGGACAACCGCAGCCCAACUACGAGGGCUACUAGACAGAGCAGCCUCGAGGAACUGGAAGGCAGACACCGCCGGUGCCAGGGUUUCCUCCACCAGUUUUGGAUCGACCGAUGCCAGUAGUGCCAGGGUUUUCUCCACCAGGAUUCCAGAAUCGCGGGCAACUGAUGCCAGUAAACGAGGGCUGCUACACCGAAGAGCAGAUUCUAGGAGGGCGGACAAUGCUGGCGCCAGGGCAACGCCAUUCAAUGUCUUCUCAACCGAUGCCAGGAUAUCCUCCCCCGGGGAGGUAUCCUCAACCGAUGCCAGGGUAUCCUCCACCAGGGAGGUAUCCUCAACCGAUGCCAGGACAUCCUCCACCAGGGAGAUAUCCUCAACCGAUGCCAGGGUAUCCUCCACCAGGGAGGUAUCCUCAACCGAUGCCAGGGUAUCCUUCAGGUCAACAGGUUCAAACUG
Neurospora tetraspora is the source of this 1704-nucleotide messenger RNA. Its product is annotated as negative regulator of the PHO system. Gene Ontology annotation, biological process: protein phosphorylation. NCBI's taxonomy places the organism in Eukaryota, Fungi, Ascomycota, Sordariomycetes, Sordariales, Sordariaceae. The transcript is spliced from 2 exons. The record is from RefSeq and is a predicted model, not a curated record. Gene Ontology annotation, molecular function: cyclin-dependent protein serine/threonine kinase activity; ATP binding. Gene Ontology annotation, cellular component: nucleus; cytoplasm. Bases 273 to 1286 code for a protein of 337 amino acids.